Python bivittatus (Burmese python) is the source of this 1218-nucleotide messenger RNA. Lineage: Eukaryota; Metazoa; Chordata; Lepidosauria; Squamata; Pythonidae. The record is from RefSeq and is a predicted model, not a curated record.
AUGCACACACUGAAAGGGGAAGAACGACUGCUGCCGAGGGCUAUCACUUCCAUUCCCCAUGCAGAGUUUUGCAAAGGAGGAGGAAACGGAGGAGGUGAUUUCAGGUCUGUUUCUCUGUGUGUCUCAACAGGCGAGAGGCCCUUCGAAUGCCGUUGGGAAGACUGCAACAAGAAGUUUGCCCGUUCCGAUGAGCUGGCCCGGCAUUUCCGCACCCACACGGGGGAGAAGAAGUUCUCCUGCCCCCUCUGCGAGAAGCGCUUCAUGCGGAGCGACCACCUAACGAAGCACGCCCGUCGCCAUGCCAACUUCCAUCCUAACAUGCUCAAGAGAAGAAGCGGGAGCAGCUCCCGGACAGGGUCUGUGAGCGACUACAGCCGCUCGGAUGGGUCCAGCCCCACGGGCAGUCCCGGAAGCUCCCCCUAGAUCUGCCUGCGCUGGACCCCGCACUUUGCUCUCCACCUUUCGCGUCUACUUGUUGGAGUUCGGUUUGCAUUGUACGCUUUGCUUGGCAUCCAUCUUUUUUUUUUUUUAAGAAAACUUUUUUUUGAAAAAAAAAGAAAACUUUGGCUUUGUUUUUAAGGGGAAAAAGAGAGAGAGGGAGGGAGGGAGAGAGAGAUAGGUUUCUCUCCCUGCAACUCGGCCGCAGAAAAUAUUUGGCACAACGGGACUCACGUUUUACACGGACGGGCCUCUUCUCCAUUCCCCUGCCAGCAACUUAUUCCUGGCCAACUUUUUCUCUCUCUGUGUGUGUUUUUUAUGCCUUAAGAAGAUGCUCCUGUUAGUAGUUUUUCAAGACUUUUUGCUCAGGUGUCGAAGUGAAUUUUGUAGAAAAAAAAAAAUGCAAAACCAGGAAUGUCUAUACAGCCAGGUUGAUUCUAUUUUUCCUCCACCAACCUCUCCUCUUACUCAGGGAUAUCUAUUUAUAUACAAUGAAGACACACCCAUCAGCAGCCUUAUUUGAUAAACCCAUUUGUACUCAAAACUGUGGGUUAAGUCCUUUCAUGCCCAGGGCAAGAAAGUUGGGCUAAACUUUGCACUCAGACGGUUUGAUUUCACAGUCGGGGUAAACACUUGGAGCGACUGGGCCGCCGCGCGUCCGUCUCCUCCACCGUUUCAUUCAACCAGUCCUCUUUUUUCCUCUCUAUAUGUUCUUCGUGUCAUCUCGUGCCGAGAUGAAUCUACCACCACCAGCUUCCUGUUGCAAAAAAAAAAAAAAAA